Messenger RNA from Glycine soja, 669 nucleotides. Its product is annotated as fatty acid amide hydrolase-like. Lineage: Eukaryota; Viridiplantae; Streptophyta; Magnoliopsida; Fabales; Fabaceae. Gene Ontology annotation, cellular component: membrane. Gene Ontology annotation, biological process: N-acylethanolamine metabolic process. Gene Ontology annotation, molecular function: N-(long-chain-acyl)ethanolamine deacylase activity. The record is from RefSeq and is a predicted model, not a curated record. The transcript has 8 exons. The coding region runs from base 1 to 669 and encodes 222 amino acids.
AUGGAUGAGAGAGACACUAUUCCCUUGGGACACGGGGACGGAGGGAGAACUUCACCACCUUGUGUGCCAACUCUGUCAUCCAAUGAUGAUUCAAAUGUCUUGGGAUCUUUAAGAAUCGAAAAGUACACCUCGUGGUUUAAUGAUGUGCAUUCAACUGAAAUCUUUGAUAAAUGUGAUGAUGCACUUAAUCUGCUGUCAAAGGCACAUGGUUGUGAAGAAAGUUCAUCAUUCUAUCAUAUGAUAGAAAUUGUUAUACCAGAGCUUCUUGAGAUGCAAACUGCCCAUGUUGUUUCCAUUGGCUCUGAAUUCUUAUGUUCACUAAAUCCUGAUUGUAAAGACGAGAAAGGUGUAAAUUUGACAUAUGAUACUCGUACAAGUUUGGCACUUUUUUGGUCAUUUACAACAGCCGAUUAUGUUGUAGCCCAAUGCAUUAGACAAAGGAGUAUGUAUUACCACUUGGAGAUUUUCAAGAAAGUGGAUGUCAUAGUAACACUGACCACCAACAUGACAUCACCCAUAAUACCUCCCAGUGCUCUUAAAAGUCGUGAAACAAAUAUGCAGACUACAGGGGUGAGCAAAAACCGUUUUGGGAAAAAAACCAAACCAAACCGGUUCCGAACUGGUUUAAUCAGUUUGGUUUUUAAACCAAAUUUGAGAAUUGGUUUUUAA